AUGAAAGUCAUUCUUGGCUUUCAAGAUGUUUGGGACAUUGUAGACAAAGGGUAUACAGAACCCGCUAAUGAGGAAACUUUGUCCUCAAAUGAAAAUGAGGUCUUGUUAAAAACAAGAAAGAAAGAUCAACAAGCCCUCACUCUUAUCCAUCAAUGUUUGGAUGAUGGCAUGUUUGAGAAGGUGGCUGAUGCAACUACCUCAAAAGAAGCUUGGGAGAUUUUACAAAAUUCUCUCCAAGGAAUUGAUAAAGUAAAGAAGAUAAAACUUCAAACUCUAAGGGCUGACUUUGAAGUUUUUAAAAUGAAAGAAUCCGAAUCCAUUUCAAAUUUCUGUUCAAGAUUGAUGGAUGUUGUAAAUCAACUAAGAAGAUAUGGGGAGGAAGUAAAUGAUGUGCGUGUGGUAGAAAAGAUCCUUCGUUCUUUAACACCUAAAUUUGAUUAUGUGGCAUCCUUCAAAGGAUUUGAAGGUGAGAAAAGUUACAAAGGAAAUGGACAAUGGCGAGGCCGUGGAGGUCGUGGAGACCGAGGAAGAGGAAGAAGUUAUACCAAUCAUUUCAACAAUAAAGAUAAAAGUCACCAGUCAUUCAGAGGUGGUCAACGAGGAGAUAGAGGACGUGGAGCUUACCAAGGUACAAAUGAAAUGAGGUAUGCCAAAUCUAAAAUUGAAUGUUAUAACUACCAUAAAAUUGGACAUUACUUUUGGGAAUGUCGUAGUAAUGUUGAAGAGACAGUUAAUCUUGUUGACAACAACAAAGACAAAGAUGAGUCAACGUUGUUAUUAGCACUCAAAGAAGAAGAUACAGAUAAUUGCAAUUUAUGGUAUCUUGACAAUGGAGCAAGCAAUCAUAUGUGUGGCCACAAAGAUAAGUUUGUGGAGAUAAAGAAGACGGUGAAAAUAAUGUGUCUUUUGUAG
Messenger RNA from Solanum stenotomum, 912 nucleotides. RefSeq lists its product as uncharacterized. The record is from RefSeq and is a predicted model, not a curated record. The transcript is spliced from 2 exons. Gene Ontology annotation, molecular function: zinc ion binding; nucleic acid binding. The coding region runs from base 1 to 912 and encodes 303 amino acids. NCBI's taxonomy places the organism in Eukaryota, Viridiplantae, Streptophyta, Magnoliopsida, Solanales, Solanaceae.